CAUUAGCUUGCUACUAUUUGCGAGCGCCCCUGAAUGAAGUCAGAAGCAGCAAACCAGCGAAAGAGCCUUCUUCAAUAUGGAUUUAUUUGACGAUCUUCCAGAACCAACCCAAACCGCAGGUGAAGCCUCSGUACAGAAUACAUGUCCAUCACCCCUGGAGGACAGGGGGGCCAAGAGGAAAAGAGAGGCACCUGAUGACGAUGAGGUGGUGGAAGGACAAAAACUAGAAGAAAAGAAAGUUUGUAAAGGUGUGCCUAUACUGAAGGGGUAUGUAGCCGCUCGGAGGGGAGAGAGAGAGGAGAUGCAGGACGCUCACAUUCUCCUAUCUGACAUGAAAACCUGCCUGUCCACCCUUCCAACUACAGUGUCUCGUCUGGCCUACUUCGCUGUGUUCGACGGCCAUGGAGGAGCUAGAGCCUCUCGCUUCGCUGCAGAACAUCUUCACCACACUCUGGCCCUGAAGUUCCCUAAAGUAGAAACUGAGAACCUGGACAAACUCGUGAAGAAGUGCCUACUAGAUACCUUCCGACAAACAGAUGAAGACUUCUUGAAAAAAGCCUCCAGCCAGAAGCCUGCCUGGAAGGAUGGCUCUACAGCCACCUGUAUGUUAGUGGUGGAUGACAUGGUGUAUGUAGCCAACCUGGGAGACAGCAGGGCGGUUCUCUGUCGGAUGGAACAGGAAAUGCAGGGCGGAGAUAGGAAGUGUGUCACUCUGGCGCUCAGUAAGGAACACAACCCCACCAUCUACGAGGAGCGCAUGAGGAUCCAGCGGGCGGGGGGCACCGUGAGGGAUGGGCGAGUCCUUGGGGUGCUGGAAGUGUCCAGGUCUAUAGGAGAUGGACAGUACAAACGCAUUGGAGUCAUAUCCACACCUGACCUCAGGCGCUGUCAGCUUACACCCAAUGACAGGUUCAUUAUCCUGGGCUGUGAUGGUCUGUUUAAAGUGUUCUCUGCAGAGGAAGCUGUUAAAUACGUUCUCAACGUCUUGCAGAAUGGGAGUGUUGAGAGGAAGGAGGGACAGACUGAGGAAGAGGGCCACUAUGAAGCAGCAUGUCAGAGACUGGCCAACGAGGCAGUGAGGAGAGGAUGUGCCGACAACGUUACCGUCAUACUGGUGUCUGUUAGCUUCUGAACAACAGACACCUGAUCUGGCCCAUCAUUGAUGUGUCUCAUUGCGUGCCUCAGUGCCUCUGAGUGCUAUGUCCACUGUGGCUCCAGACCUUAAAACACAUGAACAGAUCCCACCGCUGCCACCAACAGACGAACAUCAGAAACAUGUUGGUCAACCGUUCAUUAUAAAGGAGGUGUUCUAAUCUCUAACUCAAUGUGAACUGUAUACACUACGCAUGCACACAAUGCAAGAACGCAAAUUUCUAAUUGCUUSUGUUGCGUACCUGCGUAGGGUGUAAAUCAGGCCCUGUACUGCUUAUCCUGAUGACUACUGAUGAUUUAAAUGGGCUUUAUGUUUUCUGAUCAAUACCUUGUCUUAUCUCAUUUGUGCACAUGUUGUUUUAUUGCCCUCAAUGUUACAUUUUCUUUUUCUUUGGUGUACUUUUAAGAAACUAUUUCAGAACAUAAUUUCAGAGAUUGUACCAAAAAAAAUAAAAAAUGUAUACAACUCUG
This is a messenger RNA of Salvelinus sp. IW2-2015, 1623 nucleotides long. RefSeq names its product integrin-linked kinase-associated serine/threonine phosphatase (gene ilkap). Gene Ontology annotation, cellular component: cytosol; nucleus. The record is from RefSeq and is a predicted model, not a curated record. Gene Ontology annotation, molecular function: cation binding; protein serine/threonine phosphatase activity. NCBI's taxonomy places the organism in Eukaryota, Metazoa, Chordata, Actinopteri, Salmoniformes, Salmonidae. Gene Ontology annotation, biological process: positive regulation of canonical Wnt signaling pathway; positive regulation of canonical NF-kappaB signal transduction; peptidyl-threonine dephosphorylation.